AUGUCCGCAGUGACGAUUACUCCGGAACCGGCACCGGACCUCGAUAUUCCCCUGUCCAGCAAGACAGUGCGGGUGCGAGCUAUCGAUACAACGACGCGCAUGGUAUGCUCUGCCGACGCCUUUGUCGAACCAGUUAUAGAGGGCCACGAAACGCUCAACUUCAAGACACUAUGCUUCUUGAUUGAGCAUGAGGGUCCCUCCGGAACAGAACGCGUGCUUUUCGACGCCGGCUCACGCAAGGACUUCUGGAAUGGCUCACCCAAGACCACAACUAUGAUUCGUGGCUGUACCCCAGCUAUGGAGGUUGAAUAUGGCGUUGAAGAGAUCCUCGUGGCCUCUGGCCUUGAGUUAUCCAAGCUGAAGGCUAUCAUCUGGAGCCAUUGGCAUUGGGACCACAUCGGUGAUGGCUCAAAAUUCCCUGCCUCAACUGAUAUCGUCGUGGGACCGGGUUUCAUUGAGACUUUCGUUCCCGGUUGGCCCACCAGACCCGACAGCCCUGUCCUCGCCAGUGACCUCGAGUAA
Molecule: messenger RNA, 522 nt
Organism: Diaporthe citri
Lineage: Eukaryota; Fungi; Ascomycota; Sordariomycetes; Diaporthales; Diaporthaceae
Exons: 2
Coding region: 1-522 (173 amino acids)
Source: RefSeq, a predicted model, not a curated record